AUGACAUCAUUAUCAACGAUAACUGAUGAUGAAAAAAAACGCUAUAUCAUUAUAAGUUAUAUGUUUGAAUGUGCGGCUAAACUUCGAUUAAGUAUUGUAACAACAGCAUCAGCUGCUGUUAUUUAUCAUAAAUGUUCUCGUUAUCUUGAAAAAUCAGAUUUUGAUCAAUAUACUUUAGCAGCAACAGCUUUAUCAUUAGCAAGUAAAUAUGAAGAAGAACAUGUCAAAAUUCGAGAUUUAAUCAAUGUUACACAUAGAACACUUCAUCCAAAUCGACCACAUUUACGUAUAUCAAAUGAAUAUUAUCGUUUACGUAAUACAUUAGUAGAUUGUGAAUUAUUUUUAAUUCGUAUACUUGGUUUUCAUUUUCAAUUUAAUCAUCCAAAUAAAUAUCUUCUUCAUUAUUUUGAUACAUUAAGUAAAUGGAUGACAAUAACACCAUCAACACCAAUUAAAAAUAAUAUUAAUUUAAUUGAUAUUGCUAUGUCUAUUCUACAAGAUACAUAUUAUGAUUAUACAUUAAUUAAAGAUUUUUCACCACAACAUAUUGCAAUUGCUAUUAUUUAUCUUGUAAUUAAAACUUAUGUUUUGGAUAUACCAGGUGUAACAAAUGAAGAUGAACAUAUUCAUUGGAUGAAAGUAUUUAGUUCAACAAUAACCAAUGAUAUUCUCGUUCAAAUCAUUACUCGAAUUAAUACUCUCUAUAAAUAUGUUGAACGAACAUUAGAAAAUUCAUCAUCAACUAAAUCUCAUUAG
Molecule: messenger RNA, 756 nt
Organism: Rotaria sordida
Lineage: Eukaryota; Metazoa; Rotifera; Eurotatoria; Philodinida; Philodinidae
Source: the annotation of a GenBank genome assembly